This is a messenger RNA of Erythranthe guttata (spotted monkey flower), 2468 nucleotides long. RefSeq names its product NAD-dependent malic enzyme 2 (gene NAD-ME2). NCBI's taxonomy places the organism in Eukaryota, Viridiplantae, Streptophyta, Magnoliopsida, Lamiales, Phrymaceae. The record is from RefSeq and is a predicted model, not a curated record. Gene Ontology annotation, cellular component: mitochondrion. Gene Ontology annotation, molecular function: NAD binding; malate dehydrogenase (decarboxylating) (NAD+) activity. Gene Ontology annotation, biological process: pyruvate metabolic process; malate metabolic process.
ACCAGUCAGGCACCAUAGGGAAUAGGUUAUCUUUCUCUCUCAUGCCCGUAUUCUCCGGGCAGCUGCAGUCAAGUUCGCGUCUUCACUCUCAACAGCUUCGACUUUCCACGACAGACUCUUCUCUCAAUCUCGCAGCAAAAAAAAAAGAUAAAAUCCAAAAUCUGAUCUAUAUAUAUAUAUAUAUAGAUACAGAUUUUUGUAAGUAUGCGCGUCGACUGAGUUUUUUUAUAUGUAUAAAUAGACCGGCGCACACGCACACGCAGACACCAUUGUUUGACAUUGUGGAGCUUUUUGGAAGCCGGAGCCAUCUCGUCUGAAGUUUGUUGAAUUUGUUUGGGUUAAUUUAGGGCUGAAAUGAUGUGGAGAGUGGCGCGAUCUGCUGCGGCGAGUCUCCGCCAGUCGCGGCGGCUGUCGACGGCGAUUCCUGGUCCCUGUAUGGUGCACAAGCGUGGUGCUGAUAUUCUCCACGAUCCCUGGUUUAACAAGGAUACCGGUUUUCCUAUAACGGAAAGAGAUCGACUGGGAUUACGUGGUCUGCUUCCACCACGAGUGAUAUCUUUUGAGCAGCAAUAUGACCGUUUCAUGGAAUCUUAUAGAUCGUUGGAGAAAAAUACUCAGGGUCAAUCAUAUAAUGUUGUAUCACUUGCAAAAUGGAGGAUUCUGAAUAGACUCCACGACAGAAAUGAGACACUAUACUACAGAGUGUUGAUGGAUAACAUCAAGGACUUUGCUCCAAUAAUAUACACACCCACUGUAGGAUUGGUAUGCCAAAAUUAUUCAGGAUUGUUUAGGCGUCCACGGGGAAUGUAUUUCAGUGCCAAAGAUAAGGGGGAGAUGAUGUCUAUGAUCUAUAAUUGGCCUUCUCACCAGGUGGACAUGAUUGUGCUGACAGAUGGAAGUCGUAUUCUUGGUCUCGGUGAUCUUGGUGUUCAGGGAAUCGGUAUUCCCAUUGGAAAGCUAGACAUGUACGUAGCAGCUGCUGGCAUCAACCCACAAAGAAUAUUGCCAGUUAUGCUUGAUGUUGGUACAAACAAUCAGAAGCUACUUGAAGAUCGCCUUUAUUUAGGACUCAGACAACCUAGGCUUGAAGGAGAAGAAUAUUUGGCGAUUGUUGAUGAAUUCAUGGAAGCUGUUCAUGCACGUUGGCCGAAGGCUAUUGUGCAGUUUGAAGAUUUUCAAAUGAAGUGGGCUUUUGAGACACUAGAACGUUACCGUAAAAGGUUUUGCAUGUUCAAUGAUGACAUACAGGGAACAGCUGGUGUUGCGUUGGCUGGGCUACUUGGUACUGUUAGGGCCCAGGGAAGGCCGUUGACUGAUUUUGCAGACCAGAAGAUAGUUGUAGUGGGAGCUGGAAGUGCUGGACUUGGUGUUCUUAAGAUGGCAUUACAGGCUGUUUCAAGAAUGACUGGACCAGAAGCAGAUCCUCACUUUUUCCUUCUUGACAAAGAUGGUCUUAUAACGAAAGAAAGAAAAUGUGUUGAUCCAGCAGCUGCUCCAUUUGCUAAAUCCCAAGGUGAGAUUGCAGAACUUGGACUUAGCGAGGGAGCCAGUCUCCUUGAUGUGGUUAAAAAAGUUAAGCCGCAUGUGCUUCUUGGUUUAUCUGGAGUUGGCGGUAUCUUCAGCGAAGAGGUCCUAAAGGCCAUGCGAGAAUCAGAUUCCAUUAAACCUGCUAUUUUUGCAAUGUCAAAUCCCACGGCAAAUGCUGAAUGCACUGCUAUUGAGGCUUUCCAACACGCUGGUGACAAGAUUGUCUUUGCAAGUGGAAGCCCUUUCGAUAAUGUUGAUCUAGGGGAUGGGAAAAUAGGUCAUGUGAAUCAAGCAAACAACAUGUACCUCUUUCCAGGAAUCGGCUUGGGAAGUCUUCUUGCUGGCGCCCGUAUAAUAACUGAUGGAAUGCUGCAAGCAGCUUCUGAGUGCCUUGCUUCAUAUAUGACCGAUGAAGAAAUUCAAAGAGGCGUCCUCUAUCCUUCUAUUGAUAGCAUCCGAGAUAUCACAGCAGAGGUCGGAGCUGCUGUUUUGAGGUCAGCAGUUGCUGAAGAAGUGGCUGAAGGACACGGCGAAGUGGGCCCCAGAGAUUUGUCACACAUGUCAAAGGAUGAAACCAUUCGAUAUGUGAAAGAGAACAUGUGGUUUCCUAUUUACAGCCCUCUUGUCCAUGAAAAGUGAAGCUCGUUCUAGCCAUUAUUUUUUCUCUCGAGGCUAUUUAUUUUUUUUUUCCUGCAGAACUUUCGAAAAACUCUGCGGUCUGCUACUCCACUAUAUGUUUUAAAACUGAUUAAUGAACUCAUAUAGAGAUAUUUAAACCAACUCAAAUAGAUAGAGCAGGUAUAUAAAUUAAAGCAACAGAAGCUGUUCUGUUUCUGGUUUUUUCUAAUAGGCUCUUCUGCCAAAAACUAUCUUCUUAUUGUUGUAACAAAUAUUUAUCCUUUCUUAGCCUUCUUUCCAAUAAAUGGACUCAUUCUUAACUG